GACUGCUGAAUGGUGAUUACAGGCGACCUCGGUAAAGACCAUCGAUCGACAUAUAUGGCCAUGUCGGCGUCGGCGCGCACGGGGGCCUCCGCGGUGUCCGUGGUGGCGGAGCUGGAGGGAGCGCUGCUGCGAGACGCGUGCACGUUCCCGUACUUCAUGCUCGUGGCGUUCGAGGCGUCGGGCCUCCCGCGGUUCGCGGCGCUGCUGGCGCUCUGGCCGGCGCUGCGGCUGCUGGAGCUCCUGAUGCCCGGGGCGCGCGGCCGUGGCAUGGUGACGCGCUGCGCGGCGUUCGUGGCCACGGCGGGGGUGCCGGCGGCGGAGCUGGAGGCCGUGGCGCGCGCCGUGCUGCCCAAGUUCAUGGCCGACGACGUCGACCCUGCGGCGUGGGCGGCGUUCGGCGCGUGCACUGGGAGGCGCGUCGUGGCGACACGCAUGCCGCGGGUCAUGGUGGAGUGGUUCGCCAGGGAGCACCUCGGCGCGCACGAGGUGGUCGGCUGCGAGCUCGAGUACAGCCGGCUCAGGCGGUCCACGGGGCUCGUCAGGGGCGGCGGCGACGAGGCACUCGGUGCCCGCCUGCGCGCGCUCUUCCGCGACGACGGCCGGCCGGACCUCGGUCUCGGCAGCCGGUCGGGAAUGGCGCGGUCCUUCUUGCCCUUCUGCAAGGAACAACUCCAGCCGCCAUUCCUUGUGGACGACAUCACAAAUCAACCAAAAUGUCCUCCGUUUCUACCAGUGAUCUUCCACGACGGCCGCCUCGUGCGUCGGCCGACGCCUCUCACGUCCCUCGUCAUCCUCCUCUGGCUCCCCCUCGGCGUUCUCCUCGCCUUCGUCCGUAUCACCAUCGGCCUCAUAUUCCCCAACGAGUUCAUCCCCCAAAUCAUGCCCUUCCUUGGCGGCACCAUCAUCACGCACGGCAACCCUCCUCCAGCCCUCGCCACCGACGGCAAAGGCUCGCCGCCUCCCGGCAUCCUCUUUGUCUGCGCGCACCGGACGCUCAUGGACCCGGUGGUGCUGGCGUGCGUGCUGGGCCGUCGCCGCCUGGCCGCCGUGACCUACUCCAUCUCCGGCUUCUCGGAGACCAUCGUCCCGAUCCCAACGGUGCGGCUCACGCGCGACCGGGGCGUGGACGCGUCCCGGAUGCGCGCUGCGCUGGCGCGGGGCGACGUGGUCGUGUGCCCUGAGGGCACCACGUGUCGGGAGCCCGUGCUGCUCCGCUUCUCGGCCCUCUUCGCAGAGCUCAGCGAACGGAUCGUGCCCGUGGCCACAAACUAUCAGGCGGAGCUCUUCCACCCGACCACGGCCAGGGGGCGGAAGGCCAUGGACCCGGUCUUCUUCUUCAUGAACCCGCGCCCGGUCUACGAGGUGACGUUCCUGGACCAGCUGCCCGCCGAGGCCACGUGCGCCGCCGGGAGGAGCCCCGUCGACGUCGCCAACCACGUGCAGAGAUUGCUCGCGGCCACGCUCGGGUUCGAGUGCACCGGUUUCACCCGCAAGGACAAGUACCGGGUGCUCGCCGGCAACGACGGCACCGUCAACGCCAAGCCAGCUGCGGCGCCGACGACGAAGCCGGGAUGGCAGCGCCGGAUCAAGGGGGUGCUCCGGUUCUUGCUUCGCUGAUUAAUUAAUCAGUGGCUAGCUGCAAAGGGAACGUUGGUUCUAUACAUGCGUGCAUGUAUGCAAAGACGUGAAAAUACGAGUCCGUAGAACCAGGGGAAAGCCAAGUGAAAGCACAAGAGUGGGUAAGUAUAAAUUCUAUGAGUAUAGUAGAUAAUUGUGCAUUAUGCAGAGGAAAAUAAUAAUCAAAACAUGCGCGCCUGAUAAGGAAAAAGACCGUGCAGAGAAGUUCAAAUUUGUAUUGUAAAAAAAACCGGUUGCACGUGUACUUGUAACUGGUGCUUCCUAGGGACGGCAUUACCAA
Molecule: messenger RNA, 1918 nt
Organism: Brachypodium distachyon (stiff brome)
Lineage: Eukaryota; Viridiplantae; Streptophyta; Magnoliopsida; Poales; Poaceae
Product: glycerol-3-phosphate acyltransferase 5
Exons: 2
Coding region: 10-1617 (535 amino acids)
Biological process (GO): cutin biosynthetic process
Cellular component (GO): membrane
Molecular function (GO): phosphatase activity; glycerol-3-phosphate 2-O-acyltransferase activity
Source: RefSeq, a predicted model, not a curated record